AUGGCAGCAGUUCCCCCAAACGUACCAGCGGUACCUCUAAAUGUACCAGCGGUGCCUCAAAACGUACCAACGGAGCCUCCAUCCGCGCCAGCGGUACCUAAUUGCGUCCCAGUUGCCUUCCCAGCACCAGAAAACAAAGAAAAAUUCAAGUUUAAAAAACUUGAUUCCACUCUUACCAUGACCCGAGACGUAUACCAAGACUUAUACAGCCGCGGCUGCGUAGAUGUAGAUCCCAUCCCAGCAAUGGACCUCCAGAACGAGAUCCAGACUAUUUUCCGACCUGAGGCCUUCAGGAACCUUACAGCUGAGCAAUACGAAUUCAUUCGACCCGCACUAACACUGGCGUCCAGGCUCAUCACUGAGGAUGCAUAUAUGGAAUUCUGGGUCUGCACCGACACAUGUACCAACACAUCCAAAGAGCCACUGGACCCCAACCCCAAGAAGCCUGGUCUCGCAGCUCAGAACUCCUCUUCUGGUGGUCUCAGCUCCGGUGCCAGUACGGCGGAAGGGACGAGCCGUGGUGGUCCACAAACCAGGAAAAAAAUAAACCUCGGACCCGAAUUAGGCAACGACUGGGAGUGGUGGGCUCUCGGAUCCCGUGUCCCAACAGCAGCUAAGAUCUUGGAAACCCCUGAAGAUCAAGCUACAACCGCCUUCUCGCUUUCAAACUUUUGCCACACUUUCCAAACAAAAACAGGUGGAAAAAGCUACUACAAAGACUGUGUCAGCCACAUCAUCCGCGCCAACGGCCGCGAAGCUGGACGUCCCAUCCACGACAACCUAGUCAUUGUAUCUGAGCUUGGCACUGACGUGGCCGAUGAUGACACCUUUAAUACCCUCCAGUGUGAAAUCGAAGAUUACAGCCAUGCGCAGUUGGUGGUACAGGGCGGCUUUGAAGAUGACAAGAUCAAACCGGCGUUGUACGGCAAGAACAAGAUGAAGAGCAAUAAGCAAGUGGUGCAGUAUAUAGAUAAAUUGCUGCGGAAGGAGGUGGAGGCGAGGAAAACAAAGGUUGUAAAGGCGGGGAAGAAAGGGACGAAAAAGACGGCACCGAUUAGUACGGAUAAGUUGACUACAAAACAGGAGGAUGAAACAAAGAUGGAUGAGUCAUGGUAG
This is a messenger RNA of Pyrenophora tritici-repentis Pt-1C-BFP, 1116 nucleotides long. NCBI's taxonomy places the organism in Eukaryota, Fungi, Ascomycota, Dothideomycetes, Pleosporales, Pleosporaceae. The record is from RefSeq and is a predicted model, not a curated record.